UUCGUGUCCAUUCCUUCAUCCUUCGUCAUUGGUAUAAGCAUAUAGGUACCUAGGUACGGAUACCGCAUGACUCCGCCUUCCACCUUUGGUUUUAUGGGUCCAAGCGCCCAGCGACUUACCUUUCUUAACAGCCCGAAUCUCAUUCAGAUUCGAAUCUUGAUCUCUCUCACCGUCAAACAUCUUCCAAGACAAGAAGAACCAUUUUUCUUGGGCGCGUUUUCUCCCCGCUCAACACAAGUGUUCUUUUUCGCCGUCGCCCUACUUAGAGGGCUUUUGACUUGAUUGAUUCUUCUCUAGGUAUACACACUAUUGUGACGCCCACUAUCUACCUAGGAACAUUUUCCGUCCAAUUCUCACAUUUUCAUCACUAUCACCUGCAACAGCAAAAUCAUUUGCCCUGAUCGGUUUGACCGCAUUUCAGGUUUUUAAUAGACCAAGACGCAGAUCGCGUUUGGAUACAUGAGAUGCAAUAGCCUGCCAUUGUAGCCAUCACAUCUUUCUUUCACUUCAAGGUUGUACCAGUAUCACUCACAGGACCCCUACUUUUUUCACGGUAAGGUUAGGAUUACUGUCGUGAUGACGAGAGAACGGAAGAAAGUCCCGGCGCCGACCCGUGGCGUGCGGGCUCUAACUCGUCGCGCGAAGAUGGAUAAACAACACCAGUUACAACAGCAACAUGAUGACAGAUGGCGGAACUUGAAUCCUCACAAGAACCCGCCCAAGAUGAAACACAAGACAACCUUUGAGUUGGUCGAGAACUCAGACAAGAAGAAGAAACUCGAAUGCGAGAUUACUACCGACAGAAAUCCACCCCCGGGUUUUGAAUUCGUUCCCAUAGGACACCCAGCACUAUCUCACAUGUGUAAGGAGAUAUCCAGAGAACAAGAUGCCAUGAUAUUCAUCGUCUCUGACCGCGAGAAUCCGAAUGCCCUCGAGCACCAUAUGAACCGAGUUGGUUACCAUUAUCGGCAAACGAUUGUCGAACAAGCCCGCGAGAAGUUGGUAGCUAUUGGAAAAUCUAUCCAAGUCCCAAAACCUCGCAAACCUGGCGAACCGGAACCGAUCCCCAAAAACCAAGAGGAAAUCGAUGCCCAAGCUGAUAAUGUUCUAAGAGACCUUUUUCCAAGAAUUCCUCAUACGGACCGACGCGAGAUCAUUCAACAUGCUUUUCGAAAAGAUGGUAAAUUCCAUGGAGAGUCUAGAGUUGGCAUGGUUAAAGAACUGACCUUAGCACGUCGUGUUCAACUCGCUGCGCUUGCUCACAUUAGGCACACUCAUACUCGUUAUGAUGAGUUAUUAAAAGAGGCUGGUUGGGCUAACGCUCGAAAAGCUGUAGAAAAGCCGUGCCUAGAUGUCAUCGUCAAGUGGCGAGGAGAUGAAGAAACCGGCCGCGACCAGCUGGAUGAGAUUCUUCGUGAAGUCAUUGAGAUCACAGAUACCGAGGAUUCCGAGGAUGAGAAUCCCAUUGUAGAGCCUACCCCGGCUCCUCGCGCUAGCGUGAUACCUACUGGAGUAUCAUCGAGGUACACAACGGAUCUAACACAUAUGGUACCAGCUGAUCAUCAGUCACCUCGUCAGGCUCGAAGACGUGAUCAAUCCGUCCCAGGUGCCCCUACGUCAUCCAAACAGAAAGCUCUUGCAAGAGCUGAGAAAAGGAGCACUCGGAAGACACAGCGAUUCAGGAGAUACGCUGCUGCUGCUGAGGCUCUCGCAGGCUCAGCGAAUCAGACAAGUCAUGACUAUGAUUCGAAUGCGGCUCCCGUUCGUUUCUCUCCCGUUCCAGCGGAUUUAACUGGGAGCCCCCAUUCUGUUCAGAUGCUUGAUUACAGCCGCGAGCCAACAGUGGCGGCGCGCGGUACUCCUCACAUGGAGCGUGGACCUCAACAUUUUGAAGUGCGAUCGGGUCUGCAGCGUUUGAAUGUCCGUUCUCGGAAUGAGAGGAUGCCCACAAUUCCUCACGAUUAUCCGGAGGUCAAUAUGCAAGACUCGCCUCAACGAGUGUAUAACCCGGAAAGCCAUAGACCCAAAGUUGGGCAUGUACCAGCAAACUACGACCACCCGCAGGCUGCGCCCUCGACGGUAAGACAUGGAUUACAGGACAUGUUAUUACAGUCUAUUGAGCCCGCAUCUCAGGAUGCUCCCCGGCAACCAUAUGAGGUUCUUCAUACCUCAUAUGGUUCGCCUCGCCGCUUUGUAGAAGCGCCCCGUAUCCUCCCUCGAGCCAUUCAUGAACCCGCGGACUCUAUUCCCCGCCUUCGGUCACCCCCGAUCAUGAGUAAUGGUAAUGAGUUGAUAGCAGAGCGCCAUCGUCGUACCGAUUAUCCUUCUAAGCAUGGCGAUGCAUCUACCGGACCGGCAUUUAUCAAACUCAAUCGCCACCAUUUUGGUGAUGAUCAUCCAGGCGUGCCUGCUGGAUUUCCCCCAGAUUGGCGUCGUCCUAUUGAUGUGGGUUUGUACCGCAACCCUCCAGUUCAUGGUGAGGGAAUGGCACACUACGAUGGCGAUGCCAGGACAAACCCGAUUAUUAUUGAUGAUGAUGCGCAUUACCGACCUCGUCCAGUGUUUGAGGUGCGACGACACCCUAGCGGAGACUACCAUGCUCCCCUUUCAAGGCAGGCAGAGGUAAUCCCUCACUCUCCUAUUCGAAGAGAGACCCGCCUCCAAGAUGAACCGCAAGUCGUAUAUGUUGAUACGCCCACUGCUCGGCCGAGAAGCACGGUUGAUUAUCAUGGCUCAGCUCACCCUCUCAGUCAUAGAUUCAAUCCGUAUCAGAAGCCAGACGGCCAUAGAGUACCGAUGUCGGAGCUACGACGUCCUGUUGACGCUUCUGUGCACCAUGAGCCUAGUUAUCCCAGAGAACCAAUGCGUAACCAUCACCAAACCCUUGGGCGGGUAAGAUCGCCUAUUAACACGUUCCGAGAAAUGCGGUCCGUUGUGGGGCCAGAUCGCCCUAACGUGCGCUACGCAAACAAUUCACACCAUUUCCAAGAGCGCUCGGAGUUUGCGCCUUUACCGAGCAUGGAACAAGAUCGACGAGACGUUCGAUAUUACAGAUUAGGAGAACAUCGUGAGGUUGUACAUCCUCAGAUGGAGUAUGAACCCAACCACCACCAAUCUCAUCUGAUCCCUCCUCCACCCCCGGAACAUUACGUGGAACGUUACGGGUCUCCACUCCGACAGCAGGUUGCUGAACGUCGCAUGGUCUAUGUCGACCGUUAAUCCUGUGUCGGCGUUGAUGAGUUAUAGAUCGAGCUACGAAUUUCCUUGAUCCUGAUAAUGAGGUUGACCAAUAGACGGACACUGGACAGCAUAACAAAGGAAAAAACGGCGUCGGCAUGAUUUGGACUAAGUCACAUUUGAGAUACCCUUUGGCAUUGAUCGAUUUCCCAAGCAUCACUGCACAGCCAGGCGUUAUUGGCAUUUGCAUCACGACAAAAGGCGCAUAAUCGGCACUUAGGCUAGAAGGCUAAGGAGUUAAAGGAUUGCAUUUUCAGCUUUGGCUAACAAGGUGUGUCGUCCCCAGCUAACAAGGGACAACACACCUUGCCCAUCACCAACCAACGCCCUUUAUUUGGAACUAUUGACAAUACAAUGGCAACGGAACAAUAGUGUGGAAUGGAGCCUACCUAGAUACAAGCUGAGCAAUGAACAUUUGCAUAUGAACAC
Messenger RNA from Annulohypoxylon truncatum, 3666 nucleotides. RefSeq lists its product as uncharacterized. The record is from RefSeq and is a predicted model, not a curated record. Lineage: Eukaryota; Fungi; Ascomycota; Sordariomycetes; Xylariales; Hypoxylaceae. The transcript is spliced from 5 exons. The coding region runs from base 577 to 3219 and encodes 880 amino acids.